Molecule: messenger RNA, 807 nt
Organism: Oikopleura dioica
Lineage: Eukaryota; Metazoa; Chordata; Appendicularia; Copelata; Oikopleuridae
Source: the annotation of a GenBank genome assembly
AUGGAGUACUUUGAUGAGUUUGACCAGCCAAGUCCGAACGUCUUGAACGUGCCCUUCAGCCCUGGAUCCGUCAAAUCGAGCUGCAAAUGCUCCGAUUUUUCUCUCAAAGCAUCGUCGAAAGGGGAAAAUAUCGGAUGCACACUACGCUCAUCCUCUGAUGAUCUCCUAAAAGGAGUCUUGCAGCCAUCGUUUUCUGUUCCAUCGUCGUAUUCCUUCGAUGGAAGGACCUUCCAACUCGACGUGAAGAAAGACAUCAACGGAUUCUUAAAGCUGAACCAUGUUGUUUCUUUUGUUCCGGAAACGAGCAAAUUUGGCAACGCAACGAGAUUAGAGCUAAUUUCUUCCUAUCUAAGAGGAUCAGCCAACAUUGACUACAGCGCGCCCAGAGAAGCCAAAAUCAACUUGAAGGGGAUUUACGGCGACGCUUCCGCCCAGCUCAAUGGCAAGCUCUUCCAGCCGCGGAAUUUAAAAUAUACACUCAACCCAACGAAGAAUGUAUCGCUCGAGACCGACUUCAACAAGUUUAAAAUUGGAUUAAUUCAGGCCGGUGAAACAGCAGAGGGAGGAAUCGAGUACGGCUGGUCAAAGGGAAAUUCCUCGCAUAGUCUCGUUCUGGCGGUGAAAAAGCGACUACCGAAAGCUGAUCUUUAUGCGAAAGUCGACCACAACGGAGAAGUUUCUUUUGCCCAGACCGCGUUUCUGGACCUUGGAACUUUGGAAAAGAUCAAAUGCACAAUCGGAUGUCAAUUCAACGCUCUGCAAUGGCAAGCGCCUCGAUUUGGCGUCAACUUUGACCUAAAUUUCUAA